Menidia menidia (Atlantic silverside) is the source of this 2559-nucleotide messenger RNA. The record is from the annotation of a GenBank genome assembly. NCBI's taxonomy places the organism in Eukaryota, Metazoa, Chordata, Actinopteri, Atheriniformes, Atherinopsidae.
AACCAACUCCUCAAGGGUUCUUUAAAUGAUUUAUCCUUACACCACCUGUUACAGAAUUAUGUUAGGUCCACUACCUGUGUUUAAAAGAUUAUUUCCAAGUCUAAAUGGCCUUUGAAGGCCUUCUUGAUAACAGUAUAAUCAUGCCAAGAAAAAAGAGAGCCCAACACAUUUUAGGGCACUGUGUGGGACUGUGUAACCUCCCACAUUUAGCAUGAGGAGGCAGUACAACGUGAGCUCAAACUUUAUCUGGUUACCCUAUUGGCAUAUCACAGCAUAGGACACACUCCUCCGUGUGUUUCAGUACUUACAAAGGACUGGCUGGACUUCUGAUUUAACUAUCUAAAUCCUAUUGUGGUCAUGGACAGCAUGAAAGUCAGGGACUAUGACUCGAUCACGUCUUUCCUUGGAUCUUGGGGACCUUUUCAACGCAUGGUUUUUUUAUCAUUGGCGGUCAGCAUCUUUCCGAAUGGAUUAACCGGUGUUUACAUAGUUUUCGUUGGUGAUACCCCACCUCACGAAUGCCAUAUUCCAGAAAAUUACAGCAUCAGUGAGAUGUGGAGAAAUGUUACGAUACCAAUGGAAACCGUCGAUGGCACGACGAGACGCAGCUCUUGCCAGAGGCUUCAUCUGGAGACUGUCAGGAAUUACUCUCAAUUGAACUUAAUUCCAAGUGUGGACGUGAACGUGAGUGAAAUUCCUUUGGAGGAGUGCCGGGAUGGGUGGUCUUACAGCAAAGAAAUCUACCAGUCAACUAUAGUUACAGAGUGGGAUUUAGUAUGCGAUAAUGCAUACAAAGUGCCACUGUCCACCUCCAUUCAUUACGUUGGCGUGUUAUUUGGAACUAUGAUAUCUGGCCAGAUGUCUGACAGGUUUGGGAGGAGGCCUUUACUCUUUGCCAUGAUGGCUCUUCAGACAGUGGGAAUCACAGCACAGAUCUUCUCACCAAGCUGGGAGAUUUUCUGCCUGAUUUUCUUCUUUGCGGGUGCAGGGGUGUACUCCAAUUAUACCAUUGGAUUCGUGUUGGGAUCAGAAGUUCUCAGCCCAAAAACCCGAGUGGUUUUUUGCUCACUGGGUGUCUUUAUGUGCUCUGCACUGGGGUACAUGGCAAUGCCUCUAGCAGCCUACUUCCUCCGUGAUUGGCGGCUGCUGCUAGUUGUGAUGGCGGGCUCUGGACUCAUCUACAUCCCUCUGUGGUGGUUCAUCCCGGAGUCCCCCCGCUGGCUGCUUUCUCAAGGAAGAAUUGAAGAAGCUGAGGUCAUUCUAAGACAGGCUGCAAAGAUGAAUAAAGUACCAACUCCAGAGGCCAUUUUUACGCAAGCUGAGAUUGAACAAGCUCAGGCUAGGAAGGAUGAGAAAGUCAACAUUAUAUCUAUCCUGAGAAGCUGCAAUAUCACGAUUAUCAUAUUGCUCUGUGCCAGUCUGUGGAUGAUCAUCACAAUUAGUUACUAUGCUCUGAUCCUCAACACUUCCAACCUGCACGGUGACCCCUUCCUGAACUGCUUUUUGUCGGCUGUGACGGAGGUCCCAGCAUACUUAAUUGCCUUGUUGUUGCUCAAGUUUUGCUCCAGGCACUUCUGUCAGUCUUCCACUCUCUUCCUGGGAGGCGUGAUGAUCCUCUGUGUUCGUCUCAUUCCAAUAGGUUUGCCAGCUCUUGCUGUGUUUCUUGAGAUGUGCGGCAAGUUUGGAACCACGGCGGCGUUCUGCAUCGUGUAUUCUGUCACAUCCGAGCUCUUCCCCACCGUCAUCAGGAACACAGCAAUGGGCUGCUGCUCCAUGGCCGCGCGCAUCGCCACUAUCACUUCCCCUUUUAUUAUUUAUUUGGGAAAAUACUACAAAUCACUCCCCUAUAUCGUGAUCGGCGUCUUAUCUCUCUGCGGUGCCAUGAUAAGUUUGAUACUGCCUGAAACAUACAGGAAACCCUUGCCAGAGUCCUUGUCAGAAAUGCAGAGCAUCAUCAGGAGACGAAGAGGAAAGAAAGCUGAAAAACCAACGAUUCCACAAGGUUUUGAAACUGCAUUCUAGUUUUUGAAAGCUGCCUCAACAGAUGUACCUCUGCUCUUGCUUCAUGGUUAAUAUGAUCACGAGAGAGCAACAACAACAUUCUGGACAACAGGGUGCAUGAAGAUUUUUAUAAAAUUAGAAAUUCACCCACUUUAAAUGCACGUGCAAUGUUUAAAGCCAUGACACUUUACUACUCCUGUAAUUCUGAUUAGCAAAAAAGUUGCAAAACACUGUCUAAUCAGACUUAGAUUUAAAGUUUAGCAUAUAUUUUUGUGUUGAUUAGUUGUAUUUAUUCUAAGUCUUUCAUGCAUACAUGAAAAAUAAAAGAUUCACUAUUAAUUUUUUAUCUUCCCUUUCUUCACCCUCUUAUUCCAUCUUUGCCUUUCCGUUCGGAGGUAUUCCUCCUUUAACUCCUCAUCCCUACAUUUUUUCUCUCUACGCUUCUUUUUAUAUUCCUGGUUUCUUUUCCUUCAGUCCUCCACAGAUAGCUGCUUCCUUGCCAUAACUUCCUAAAAUACAUGAAGUCAAAGUUGAGUGUAAUGACUAUUAAAUUGGGGA